Selaginella moellendorffii is the source of this 1047-nucleotide messenger RNA. RefSeq names its product ribosomal RNA small subunit methyltransferase NEP1. The record is from RefSeq and is a predicted model, not a curated record. Gene Ontology annotation, molecular function: rRNA (pseudouridine) methyltransferase activity; rRNA binding. Gene Ontology annotation, biological process: rRNA base methylation. Gene Ontology annotation, cellular component: small-subunit processome; nucleolus. NCBI's taxonomy places the organism in Eukaryota, Viridiplantae, Streptophyta, Lycopodiopsida, Selaginellales, Selaginellaceae. Bases 23 to 712 code for a protein of 229 amino acids. The transcript is spliced from 6 exons.
GGUUUUGGUUAGGGCUUUGGCUAUGGCGGACGAUACUGCCGUCCAAGACGCUAGCGUUGGCCAGGGCGAUCGCGACGACGACAAGAGUGGAGUGAUCAUCGUUCUCGAGCGCGCGUCGCUGGAGACCGCCAAGGUCGGCAAGACUUAUCAGCUGCUCAAUUGCGACGAUCACGCGAAUUUUCUGAGGAAGCACAAGCGCGAUCCAGCGUUGUAUCGUCCGGAUAUCUUGCAUCAGGCCCUUCUAGCGAUCCUCGACAGUCCACUCAACAAAGCUGGGCGAUUGAAAGCUCUCUAUGUCAAGACUGAGAACAAUGUUCUCAUCCAAGUAAAUCCUCACAUUCGUCUCCCUCGAACGUUUAAACGCUUUUGUGGACUCAUGGCACAGUUGCUUCAAAAGCUAAGUAUUCGUGCUACGAAUGGGCCUGAUAAACUCCUGCGAGUUGUAAAACAGCCAGUCACUCGACACCUCCCGGCUGGAGUUCGUCGAAUCGGACUAUCUUACAGAGCACCGAAAGUCGUGCAACUAAGAGACUACGUCGCAGCCUCUGGACCCGAAGAAACUCUAGUUUUUGUAGUGGGAGCCAUGGCUCAUGGAAAAAUCGAGGCCGAUUACAUUGACGAUCUAGUCGCAGUGUCAGAGUAUCCUUUGAGUGCAGCGUGCUGCAUAGGACGGAUUUGCAAUGCUUUAGAACAACACUGGCAGAUUAUAUGAAAAUCAGACCCUUUGCUCGCGAAGAAAAAUCCCACACGAAGACUCCCAUCACUGCUUGGUUAGAUCCAAUGAAAGCAGCGGCAACGCCAUUAUACUACACAAGAGAGCUAACAGAAUUGCCCCGAGCCAACCUGGGAACAUGAAAUGCCUGUUGUGAUCCUUGUUGCGUCGAUUCUCUGCCACUGUGUUUUCCGGCUCGCCGGGCUUGUUGACGGGCUGUUGCUCUGAUUUUUGCUCGCAAAGCGUCUGCAUCUCGGCCUGUUUUUGGAUGUACUCUGGAAACAUUUUUCUGAACGUCACACUGCGGAAAAGUAAAAAGAAGUUGAUAUGCAGAA